Protomyces lactucae-debilis is the source of this 1178-nucleotide messenger RNA. RefSeq names its product putative peptidase family-domain-containing protein. The transcript has a single exon. Gene Ontology annotation, cellular component: cell surface; extracellular region; fungal-type cell wall. The coding region runs from base 300 to 1163 and encodes 287 amino acids. The record is from RefSeq and is a predicted model, not a curated record. NCBI's taxonomy places the organism in Eukaryota, Fungi, Ascomycota, Taphrinomycetes, Taphrinales, Protomycetaceae. Gene Ontology annotation, molecular function: zinc ion binding; metallopeptidase activity; integrin binding.
ACACAAUCGGGUGACGAUCCCACACUGUUCAGCUUGCUCAUCUUGCCUUGGUUGACACAGAGCUUACAAUAUGAGCUGAGGCUGUGCAACGACCCAUUUCUGUACCUUCUGUAGUCUACCGACAGAGAGGCUAAACUGAUGCGAAUGACCGUAUCUCGGCACCUUGCUGGUCAGACACAGCCUGAUUGUCGCGGCAGACAUUUACUGGCCUUGCAACACGGGCCAUCCUGAAAACACCUUGGUGAUGAUCCUUGAAAAUACAAAAGCCUGCUCUCCGACUAUUCCAGCAAGCCAUCAGUAUGCGUCUCCCACUCGUCUUCAUUGCGACCGUCUCUGCAGCAGAUGUCAUCACCUACACCGGUGGCCGCGAUGCGUGGUCAUGGACAAUGAAUGUACCUACCACCAUCCCCAUUCACAACUCCUGUAAUGCUUCAGAGAGCAACUUGAUUCAAAAAGGCUUCUCUGAUGUGCGAACGCUCGCCCAAGUAGCUAUCGAUCACAUCCACGCACACGGCACGAAUUCAUCCCUGGUUCGUCGACUGUUUGGUAGUGGCAACCUUGCUGAAGCCGUUGGUUGGUACCAAGGAAUCCUGUACGCCAACAAGGCCGGUACGUUGUUUCGAUGCGACGAUAUUGAUGGCAAUUGCAAACAACCAGAAUGGUAUGGUCACUGGCGUGGCUCCAACGCCACACUCGAAACAGUCAUUUGUCCAUUAACUUACACGGGUCGCAAACCGCUUGAACACGUCUGCAUGGGCUCGGACGCCCUGCGCAAUGUAUCGGCUAGUGCUUUUACAGGCACAGACUUCCUCCAUCGCAUGUUUCACUUGCCAAAAUUGAAUGGGAAUGACCUUGUGAGCCAUUUCGCAGACUCGUAUGACGAUUGUGUCACGCUCGCUCAAACGAAGCCAGAAGAAGCGGUGCGCAAUACGCAUACGUUGCAGUGGUUUAGCGUCGAGGCGUUUGCAUUUGAACUGGUGGUGCCGGGCGUUGGGUGCAGCGGCUUUCAAGACAGCAUCUCACUAACGGACGCAAGCAAUGUGACAGCACAAGCGGCAGCAGCUGCGUCGGGUAAGCCAAAUAACGGAUGCACGGCACACGAGGAUCACUGGCAUUGUCCCGCUGGUGUCACUGAGCCAACGUCGCCGCCCGGUAAAACGUAAAAAGAAUAAAUAAAA